GCCCUCCCCGCGUAUGAUAACACCCGAGGGGCACGGCUGCAGGCAGAGCAGCUGUGCGCCAUGGCGGUGUCCCCUGGAGGGACCCCAGACCCUGCCAUUGAGCCGCUGCAGUCCCAGCCGGCAGCGCACACCCCGGAGCCUGGCUCGGACAGCAGAGCUGGUCGCCUCUCAUUCUGUACGAAGGUGUGCUAUGGCAUUGGCGGGGUCCCCAACCAGGUGGCCUCCAGCGCCACAGCCUUUUACUUGCAGCUCUUCCUGCUAGAUGUGGCACAGAUCCCUGCUGCCCAGGUGUCACUUGUCCUGUUUGGAGGGAAGGUGUCUGGGGCAGCUGCUGACCCUUUGGCUGGGUUCUUCAUCAACAGAAGCAGGAGGACCGGGUCUGGACGCCUCAUGCCCUGGGUGCUGGGCUGCACUCCCUUCAUUGCCUUGGCUUACUUCUUCCUGUGGUUCCUGCCCCCCUUCACCAGCCUGCGAGGACUUUGGUACAUGACCUUCUACUGCCUAUUCCAGGCCCUGGCAACGUUCUUCCAGGUGCCCUACACGGCGCUCACCAUGUUCUUGACCCCCAGCCCGAGGGAGCGGGACUCGGCCACCGCGUACCGGUUGACCAUGGAGAUGGUGGGGACGCUGAUGGGGGCUGCGGUCCACGGACUCAUCGUGUCUGGCGCCCACACGUCGCACAGGUGCGAGGACGCCGCGCUCCCGGGGCGGAUCCCCGUCUCCCCCGACGCGACUCGUCUCUACUUCAUUGCAGCCACUGUGGUUACUGUGACUUAUCCUGUGUGCAUUGCCUUACUCCGCCUGGGGGUGAAGGAGCAACCAGAGCCCUCUGGCCCAGCCUCCAGCCAGGAUCUGAGCUUCCUGGCUGGGCUGGUCCUCACUGUCCGACAUCCACCCUACCGGAAGCUGGUGAUCUCCUUCCUGUUCAUCUCAGCAGCCGUUCAGAUGGAGCAGAGCUACCUGGUCCUGUUCUGUACACAUGCCUCCCGGCUACAAGACCAUGUCCAGAGCCUGGUGCUAACCAUCCUGGUCUCAGCUGUACUGAGCACCCCGCUGUGGGAGUGGGUUCUGCAGCGAUUUGGGAAGAGGAUGUCGGCCUUCGGGAUCUCUGCGAUGGUGCCUUUUGCAAUCCUGUUGGCUGCUCUGCCCACAGCACCCGUGGCGUAUGUCGUGUCCUUUGUAUCUGGCGUGAGCAUUGCUGUGUCCUUGCUGCUACCCUGGUCCAUGCUUCCAGACGUGGUGGAUGACUUCCAGAUGCAGCACCAGCAUGGCCCAGGCAUGGAGACCAUCUUCUACUCAUCCUACGUCUUCUUCACCAAGUUGUCAAGCGCAAGUGCCCUGGGCAUCUCCAUGCUCAGUCUGGAGUUUGCAGGGUAUAAGGCAGGAGCCUGCAAGCAGGCAGAGGAGGUGGUGGUGACUCUCAAGGUCCUCAUUGGUGCCAUGCCCACCUGCAUGAUCCUCAUUGGUCUUUGCAUCCUCAUGGUUGGCCCUGCUCCAAAGGUGCCAAGCCAGGGCACCUCCUGCCAGCAGAGCCUUCGGAGGAGGACCAGCUACAGCAUAGCUUAAAGUUCGAGACUUCUGUGAGCUGGAAUAGCAGGAGCCAGUAUCUUCUGGUCUCAAAGUCCCACUUCCUUCUCCAGCUGCUUAACACCCGUGCUUUGCAGCUUACACCUGACCUUUCCCCUGGUAUACGGCGUCUUCAGUGACCACUCCAGAAAGGACUGGCCUAGGCUCCACCUGUCAUUUCUUGCCUGCUGACCACAGAGCAUCUCAGAUAGGCCUGUGCCACUGACUACCAGCUCCAGACAACCUUUGAGCUGGAAGGCAGCCCAACGGCCGCUAUUCCUGGAAAGAGGAAGCCCUAACUGGCCCAACCUGCAGAUUCCCCAUGGGAGCACCAACAACCUGCUCACCUGACAGGACAGACACACAGACCUCUUGUUCCUCCUGACACUCCAGGGGACAUCCGAGAGAGAGACACCUCAUGAACUGGCAGAAGGGGGACAGAUGGACAUGCUGGAGAUGUCCAGUUAGGAGACAGACAGAUGCAGAGGCCAAGAGACCCCAGAGAGAGCGAAUGGGGAAAGCAGUGGGGUUGAGAAAGCUGAGCAGGGCCUGAGAGAUGUUUGUCAAGCCUUUCCCUUCGUUCAGACAGGUUGGUGACACUCUGCUUCCGUAAAUGGACACAGACUGAUAUCAAGCCACCAAAGAUCAAUCAUUUUUAUGAACAGUACUCGGGUGGAAAUAUUUUUCUAUAAUUUUCUCUUAUAAAAGCACAGGAACCGGUUUUCUAGAGGCCAUGUCUUUGGGGAAGAAAGAUGCACAGAGAUUUAUUUUUUUUCAAAAACAAAUUAAAAAGCUUUUCUAUUGAGUCUGUAAAAUGUCUCAUCCCACCUCCUGGGAAACCCAUCCUGAGGAAGGCAGGGGAGCAGCCUGAUGUUACUGAACCUGGCUAUGUCCCCUUAGACAUACAUCCCUGACUACGCAUCUCUUCAGACCAGCCAGGGACAAACAAAACAGCCCUUUCCUGUUCCCUUAGCUUUCUCCUCUCCAAAUAAUCAGCUUUACUCUCCCCCCUCCCCCGGCACCAUGGCCAUGGCGCUGUCACCUCAUCCUCGUCUGCCAUCCCCUCCUUACCCAUUCAACCUUGCUGCUGCCUCCUCACUGAGGAGAUGGUGCAGCCUGGCGGGGGAGCUCCAGCAUUGGUGAAAGGGAGAUGUGGUUUUGGUGACUGGAUAGAAGCCGACAUAAUUUACUGAAAACGCAGGAGGCAGAACAAGUGUGGGGAGAAGACAGGUUCCACUUUGGACAUAUGAUAGUUUUAACUGUCCCAAGAAAGAAGAGUCUGGAUGUUGCUUUCAUCUUUUACCUAUGUGAUUAAUCAGCUUAGUCAACAAAUCUGAGCUUCCAUUUCUUUUUUGAACAAAUGUCUACACUAUUACCUACACCUCGGGAUGGCUGUAAGGGUUGAGAUAAUACCUGACCAAGGAAGCCCUCAAUGACGGGUACCAUGAAUGCGGAUCGCUCCCUCUCAAAACUCCUCACUCGGCUUUCACAACCCUACGCUUCUCAACCACCUCUAACCAUCCAUUUUGUCUUUUCCUUUGCUGCUGCUGCUUUUGCUGCUCUGCCAUGGUGGCAGCUUCCCGGGGCCCUGGGAGCUCAUUCACCACCACCUACACACCAUUCCAUUUCCAGCCCUGAGCUCCCCGCUGACCUUCAGGUCCCCAGAGCCAAAGACCAGAAGCCCAUCUGAGUGUUCUUCAGACAGUUAAAAUGUCAUAUGUCCAAAGUGGAGUCCAUCUUCUUCUCCCCACACUUGUUCUGCCUCCUGCAUUUGGGUCAAUUAUGUUGGUAUCCAGUCACCCAAACCCAAAAACUUGGUGUCUUCUUGGUUUCCUCUCUCCCAUUCACCCCACCGUCCCCAUCCCCAUAUACACUGAGUGUGGAUUAAGCAACAGAAAGAAACGGUUGCAGCUUGUGGGAUAUUAUCAAAUGGUAGAAGUUAUCUGAAAUUGGACAGAAAGUUUAACACCAGUAUGGAUGGGUGUGGCUCAUAACACAGAGUGGACGGACAUAACUGCUUGCUAGAUGUUUGAGAUGUGUAUGUGUGUUUGUGUAUUCCGGUGGGGCUCAGUUCAGCUGGGUACAGUUUUCUGUUUGCCUUAAGGACAAAACUGGUAGAUAAGCAACAGGAAAUUCAUGUUAUGCUCUAACUGUUCCCUAAUAUAGCAGUUGCUUUGGAACAAACUUGUGUUUUCAAAACAAACAUUGUAACAGAAUUGAGUGUAGAUGUGUGUGGGAAUAAAUAUAUAGAAAUCCCACAUGGUCCCAUAAAUAUUAAAGGAAUGAAAUAAAUAUUUUAAAAUAUUACCACAAAGAAAACACCAAAUCCAAAUGAUUUUACAAAGUUCUAUCAAACUUUCAAUCAAGGAUCCUUCCUAUCUUAUGCAAACUCUUCCAGGGAAUAGAAAAAGACAUAUUCGGCAACUCAUCAUACCAGGACAGAAUAAGCUUGACACCAAAACUAGACAAGUAAAAAAGAAAGGAAAUUUACAGGCUAAUCUUACUCAUGAACAUAGAAGCAAGAAUCCUAAACAAAAUAUAAGCAAACUGAAUCUGGCAAUGUCUAAAAAAAUAGAUACAUCAGGAACAUACUGGGUUUAUUCCAAGAAUGCAAGGUUUGUUCAAUAUUAGAAAAAUCUAUCAAGUAAGAUUUACCACAUUAACAGAUUAAAGGGGGGGAAAAGUAUAAUCUUGAUACAAAACUAAUCAUUUGAUAAAAACCUAACACCUAUUCAAUAAUAAAGGUACUUAUAGAAGAAAAAUUUUAAAUCUGAGAAAGUAGAUCUACUAAAAACCUAUAGCAAACAUCCUUCUUAGUGGUGAUGAUGUUAGGAAUAAGGCAAAGAUACCCACUAUCACUGCUGCUGUUCAAUACUUUAUUAGGGGAUCUAGCCAGUGCAGUAAGUAAUAGUAUAAGAAUUAGAAAGAGGGCUGGCCGAGUGACGCAAUGGUUAAGAACCGGCUAGGGAUGCCAG
This is a messenger RNA of Hipposideros armiger (great roundleaf bat), 4541 nucleotides long. RefSeq names its product MFSD2 lysolipid transporter B, sphingolipid (gene MFSD2B). Gene Ontology annotation, biological process: lipid transport; carbohydrate transport. Lineage: Eukaryota; Metazoa; Chordata; Mammalia; Chiroptera; Hipposideridae. The coding region runs from base 61 to 1566 and encodes 501 amino acids. Gene Ontology annotation, molecular function: sphingolipid intramembrane carrier activity; symporter activity. Gene Ontology annotation, cellular component: plasma membrane. The record is from RefSeq and is a predicted model, not a curated record. The transcript has 14 exons.